Messenger RNA from Pan troglodytes (chimpanzee), 528 nucleotides. It is a transcript of the gene RGS21, whose product is annotated as regulator of G protein signaling 21. The record is from RefSeq and is a predicted model, not a curated record. Lineage: Eukaryota; Metazoa; Chordata; Mammalia; Primates; Hominidae. The transcript is spliced from 4 exons. The coding region runs from base 1 to 528 and encodes 175 amino acids.
AUGUAUGAUAUAUUUGCAUCUCAGAAAGUUUAUAUCUUAAACCUGAUUUAUGAUUUCUACAUCACAUCCCCAAAAGUUAGAUGCUGUUUCUACAGGUCACCAACUGCGGAAACAAUGACAUGGUCUGAAAAUAUGGACACACUUUUAGCCAACCAAGCUGGUCUAGAUGCUUUUCGAAUAUUUCUAAAAUCAGAGUUUAGUGAAGAAAAUGUUGAGUUCUGGCUUGCCUGUGAAGACUUUAAGAAAACGAAAAAUGCAGACAAAAUUGCUUCCAAAGCCAAGAUGAUUUAUUCUGAAUUCAUUGAAGCUGAUGCACCUAAAGAGAUUAACAUUGACUUCAGUACCAGAGACCUCAUCUCAAAGAAUAUUGCUGAACCAACACUCAAAUGCUUUGAUGAGGCUCAGAAAUUAAUCUAUUGUCUCAUGGCCAAGGAUUCUUUCCCUCGAUUUCUGAAGUCAGAGAUUUAUAAAAAACUGGUAAAUAGCCAACAGGUUCCAAAUCAUAAAAAAUGGCUCCCUUUUUUGUGA